GUGUAUUUUGGGCGCUGGCUGAUCGAAGGGGGCCCCCUGGUGGUGCUCCUGGAUGUGGGAGCUUCAGCCUGGGCCCUGGAGCGCUGGAAGGGGGAGCUCUGGGACACCUGCAACAUCGGGGUGCCCUGGUACGACCGCGAGGCCAACGACGCCGUCCUUUUUGGCUUCCUCACCACCUGGUUCCUGGGUGAGUUCCUGGCCCAGAGCGAGGAGAAGCCACACGUGGUGGCACACUUCCACGAAUGGCUGGCGGGGGUCGGGCUCUGCCUGUGCCGGGCCCGGCGGCUGCCUGUGGCCACCAUCUUCACCACCCACGCCACGCUGCUGGGGCGAUACCUGUGUGCCGGUGCCGUGGACUUCUACAACAACCUAGAGAACUUCAAUGUGGACAAGGAAGCAGGUGAGAGGCAAAUCUAUCACCGCUACUGCAUGGAGCGGGCAGCAGCCCACUGCGCUCAUGUCUUCGCUACCGUGUCCCAGAUCACCGCCAUCGAGGCUCAGCACCUUCUCAAGAGGAAACCAGAUAUCGUGACCCCCAACGGACUGAACGUGAAGAAGUUCUCUGCCAUGCACGAGUUCCAGAACCUCCACGCUCAGAGCAAGGCCCGGAUCCAGGAGUUUGUGCGGGGCCAUUUCUAUGGGCACCUGGACUUCAACUUGGACAAGACCUUGUACUUCUUCAUCGCCGGCCGCUACGAGUUCUCCAACAAGGGGGCCGACAUCUUCCUGGAGGCCUUGGCCCGGCUCAACUAUCUUCUCAGAGUCAACAACAGUGAGCAGACCGUGGUCGCCUUCUUCAUCAUGCCCGCGCGGACCAACAACUUCAACGUGGAAACCCUCAAGGGCCAGGCGGUGCGCAAGCAGCUUUGGGAUACGGCCAACACGGUGAAGGAGAAAUUCGGAAGGAAGCUUUAUGAAUCCUUGCUGGUGGGGAGCCUCCCAGACAUGAACAAGAUGCUGGACAAGGAGGACUUCACGAUGAUGAAGAGAGCCAUCUUUGCCACGCAGGUAUUCGGACCCCUGAGCAGAGGAAUGGCAGUCCUUAGUUCUGACCCCAGAGAUUGCUGGCAGUUCUGAGGUUCCUAAAAGGGUGUGAG
Myotis lucifugus (little brown bat) is the source of this 1097-nucleotide messenger RNA. RefSeq names its product glycogen [starch] synthase, muscle-like. The annotation marks the transcript as partial. The record is from RefSeq and is a predicted model, not a curated record. NCBI's taxonomy places the organism in Eukaryota, Metazoa, Chordata, Mammalia, Chiroptera, Vespertilionidae. Gene Ontology annotation, molecular function: alpha-1,4-glucan glucosyltransferase (UDP-glucose donor) activity. Gene Ontology annotation, cellular component: cytoplasm. Gene Ontology annotation, biological process: glycogen biosynthetic process. The transcript has 8 exons.